This is a messenger RNA of Scylla paramamosain (green mud crab), 1693 nucleotides long. RefSeq lists its product as uncharacterized. The transcript has 2 exons. The record is from RefSeq and is a predicted model, not a curated record. The coding region runs from base 256 to 1566 and encodes 436 amino acids. NCBI's taxonomy places the organism in Eukaryota, Metazoa, Arthropoda, Malacostraca, Decapoda, Portunidae.
AGAAUCAUUCUUCGUCUCAGUGAGUGUGUGCGAGUCAGACGAGUAUCACAUUCAGGCGCGGGAAAUCCUGUCUGAAGCUUGUAUUAUCAUGUGCCUGGCAGUGACGCGUUUGUAACGAGUCAGGACUUCUCGACCAAUAUCCUCCCCUCGCCAGUCUGUCCAACACUUGCCUUGUACUCCUCUCUUUAACAAGAACUAUUGUACUUACAGCUCUCUACGAUAUACGAUAUACUACAAGCCAAACAGGUUACCGUGAUGGACCAGCAUCUGUACACCACCAAGGGCUCGCCAGGCACCGUCCUCUGGCGCCCGCGAAAAGGCAGCAGCGUCGUCUUGAAUCCAACGGACUACUGCCCCUUUAGUCAAGUGGUCCGCACCGUCCACCUCAACGAUGCUCUCGACAUCUGCGUGAAGCACUCCAUGGAGCCGAAGCCCAUCGUGUCGCUCAGCAGCCUGAGGCGCGACGUGCUGCCUUCAUAUCACCCUUGUAAAAGACUUAACGUCCUCUGGUUCGGUGCAAAAGAGAAUGACAACGAUGAAGACGAACAUGACUGGUAUGGCAAUGUGGAAUUCGCCAUUUCAGUAGAUACCAUGAUGCAGCGCUGGAAGAACUACUACCUAGUUGAGAUGAUGACGGCACCGACUCACUCCAUCACACGCAUCCUAGUCACUAACUCUGACUUUUCUUCCGUCUUCCCCGUGUAUGAUCCUCGCACACACGGUGGGGCGUGGUAUCUCACGACCGACGGUCAACACGAAAAAUUGACUGACUGUCGGCGGUACAAUGGUGAAGGCUAUAAUGGAAAUGGCCACAGCCUUGAAUUUAUGAUUGAAGUAACACUCACCGGAAUGAAGAAGAUAUUAUUUGAGACUGAAAUCUCGUUCAGGAACCACGUAGAGGCAGCAUCGGAACGUCCACACGUCUGCCACAGGUUCAGAGGUCACCGCAAGUGCCUGACGCCUUUUACCAGAGCAUGGACCUCUCGAUGGUUCUUCAAGGAACACCACCGCCUGAGAGCUAAUGGACCCAUGGCCCAACCGAGACUGUCCCCGAGUGCUCUGGAAUUCCUGAAGUACUUCCUCACAAUGGAAGUCAUACCAAGAAAUAAUUUGCCUAUACCGGGUGCCCAGCCUGGUCUUCCUCCAAGUAUCGCUCUUUGCCCUCCUCCUCUCAACGAGCAACACUUUCCUCCUCUCCCGCCUCCCCCUCAUUCCUUCCUCAUCAGCCAUUUCCUUCAGAAGCCCAUGGCCAAUGGAACCAUUCUCAACCUUCAAAUGGUUGGUCACCUUACUGAGAAAAUGAAGUCCAAGCUGGAUCCUGAGGAGGAGGAAGAGAGAGAGGAGAUAACGCUGAUUGCCACCCAACGGCCCCAUCCUAAAUUUCUUCCUGGCGGUCCUCCAGGUAUUUUCCCUCGACCUCCUGGUCCUCCUCCUGGAUUUUUUCACCUUCUGCCUCCAUUCGGCAAUCCCCUUUUUCACCUCCCUCCUCCACCCAGUUUUCACCCUCCUUCCUUCCAACACAGCUGGGCUCCGCUGCAGCCAAUCAAGUAUCGCAAACGAAAUUAAUAAUGCACUUGUAGUUUGAUGUUGUCCAACGCGCACACACACACACACACACACACACACACACACACACACACACACACACACACACACACACACACACACACACACACACACACACACACACACA